Molecule: messenger RNA, 1974 nt
Organism: Diplodia corticola
Lineage: Eukaryota; Fungi; Ascomycota; Dothideomycetes; Botryosphaeriales; Botryosphaeriaceae
Exons: 5
Coding region: 1-1974 (657 amino acids)
Source: RefSeq, a predicted model, not a curated record
AUGCCCUCGCAGCCGCCCGCCUUUCUCCCAGCCCAAGCCGCACAGCUGCACAGCUGCCCGGCUGCCCAGCUGCCGCCGCCAUCCUCUGCCAUGGCCACGCCCGCCCUUCUGGACUCGGCCAUCGCCAAGUCGUCGCAGCUCUCGAAAAUCAUCUGGGCCAGCUCCUCGACUACUCCUGCCGCCGUCAAGCAGCUCGUCAGCCAUGCCGCCCGCCUGAGCCGCGCCCUCGUCUGCCUGCGCUCCCUGCCCGCCGCGCUCCAAGCCGACGCGCCCUUCGUCGAGACUUGCGAUCGCAAGCUGGACGAAUGCGCUGCCUUCAUCCACGAGUGCAUAUUGUUCCGCCGUGACUCGAUCCUGGACCCUGAUGGCGGCGCGCUGAGCCUGGACCGCAAUGCCUUCCCCGCCGGACGCGCGCUGCUGCUGAGCGGCGAGCUUCUGGUGCGCACCGAGCAGCUCGAAGGCCUGCUCCGGGAUUAUGGUCGCACUGCCCGCGGCCCACCACCACCAGAUGCCGCUUCCGCGCCGCGCCAAACAGUGCCUCCCGAGCUCCGCAGGGCCUGCACCGCGACCGUUGUCAGCUUGCCUUCAGGAAACCAUGCCGGGACCGAGCCCAGCAGCGACACCCACUCCGCGGCCGCAUUUUCCAUGACGGACGACUACCACCACGGUGUCGACGUCCGAGGCCGCUACCAGCUCAAGCGGAAAGCCGAGGCGUCGCGCAAUCGUGCCCCAGCCCACUAUUCGCCAGAAGUCGGCGGCCAGGCCACCCCGUCCAUACAGCCCUCCUCGCUCGGCUCAACAUGCAGUCCCUCGAUAUCCAGCACAUCCCCCAGCCUGCAGCAAAGUUCCAUGACCAGCUUCACCUCCUCGAAAAAAGCACCACAAGAACCUUUGCCCGUCCACAAGAAACUCCCUCUGUUGUCUCUCGGACCCGCGUCUCUGCCUGCCCAUGUGGCGGCACUACGAUUAUACACCAAAGAAAACUCGAGUUUGCCCCGCGACAUCCAGUUGCUCGGCUGGCGGAAAAGCACACAUCCGGACGGCAGUGUAAUAACGUGGUCCAUCCAGGGCUCGGACCAAGAGUUCGUGCACUACCUGCCACACAACGCUUUCCCUCUCACGCUUCACAAAGACCACGGCGAGGAAUCCGUCAUCCAGUUCAGCACUCUCCACAAGGUUGCCCUGAGAUCCGAGAACUCGGAGCGCUUCUUUUCAUCAACCCGCGUCGUCUACGAAUUCGUCCAAAACGAGCCCUUUAUCUGUUUCCAAGAGGACAUUCGCCAUAAGCAUCUCGUCGACGUCUUCAACUUCCACCUGAUCCUGAGCAACCGGAGUGGUUCAAGUACAUACGGCGAAGCUAUCCAUGGCCAUGUCAAAUUUUGGCGGGAUCGCGAUCCUCCCUUCCAUCACUCCAUAUCCUUCUUCGGUAAUCACGCAGGGAGAGACGUAGAAUUCCCGAUUCUCCGAUUCAAUUCCCAGGCCGUGUCAAGAAGAGUAGAGAAGAGAGUGAAGCUCACCUUUGCUUUCCCUCCAAAGGGAGGCCAGAGCAAAGGCUCGUUCAGGGGCUUUUUCAGACGCUCUCAGACCAGUGAAGCAUCGACGCCCGUGACAGACCACCUUCCCAACAUUUCACAGCCAACCCCGCAGCAAGCAGCGCUCAUGAUUGACAUGAAAUACCUCGAUCUACGUUUUGAUACCGUUGAAGAUUUCGAUCGCUUCAUGAAAUCUUUCCAAGAGAUUCGCGCAGCCGAUGAAGCUAGUUGCACCUUCUCCAUGGCAGAUAUCUCAGCCGAGCUGGAAAACACCUCCGUGGCCAGUGGGCUGCCUGCUGAUCGUGAAAAGGCAGAACUCGAAGCGCUGCUGCUCACUUCUCCAACAAUCCCAGCCAGGGCGGAGCAUGAGGCUAUCUCGCCAGCGAUAUCGCCGAUGUUACAGCCACGGCUGGAUACGAUGACAGGGCACCUGCGCAUAUGA